AUUAUGCAAGAAAUUGAAGACAACAAAAUCCAUGUGUACGAGUUUCCGGACUGUGACAGUGAUGAAGACGAGGACUUUAAGCAACAGGAUAGAGAACUUAAGGCAUCCAUUCCGUUCGCUGUGGUCGGCUGCAACACCGUGGUGGAGGCAGGAGGGAAAAAGAUCAGAGGACGAGCUUACCCGUGGGGCAUUGUGGAAGGUGAGUUGUCUAAAAAAAUGUUAGGGUAAACUAUGCUUUCUUUUGUUAUGUUUUUGGGGUUGA
Molecule: messenger RNA, 262 nt
Organism: Aplysia californica (California sea hare)
Lineage: Eukaryota; Metazoa; Mollusca; Gastropoda; Aplysiida; Aplysiidae
Product: septin-5
Biological process (GO): cytoskeleton-dependent cytokinesis; regulation of exocytosis
Cellular component (GO): septin ring; septin complex; microtubule cytoskeleton
Molecular function (GO): molecular adaptor activity; GTP binding; GTPase activity
Source: RefSeq, a predicted model, not a curated record